Messenger RNA from Symbiodinium pilosum, 1522 nucleotides. Lineage: Eukaryota; Dinophyceae; Suessiales; Symbiodiniaceae. The record is from the annotation of a GenBank genome assembly.
GCUGACCGCUUCAUCCGAGAGCCUCCGCAUUCUUGCGAAGCAGCACCAGGAUUGGCAAGCGGCCCUCGAGUCCAUCCGCGUGGACCUCGACUCAGGGCAGUCUGCCCCUGUGGAAGUUGGAGCGAAUGCUGAGGAUGCGGCAGAGGACGGGAAAGCAGAGACUGCGGUGGAGCCGAGCACGGCUCCUCCGGCCACGUUGAAACCCGAAGGCGAUGCCUCUGAAGCUCGGCUCACUGGAAGUGCCUCAUUCAGGAGCCGCCUUUCCAGCUGGCUGCCCAAGAAGCAGACAGCCCCUCCUCAUAAGACCACAAAGCUCCGCAGCCUGGUUCAGGAAGAGUUGUCACCAACGGAGGAGCGCCCCCCGGCAGGUCCGAGCCAAAAAGCACGUGCCAUUGUGGAAUCCACUUGGUUCGAGUACUGUGUUGGCGCUGUCAUCUUCGCCAACCUCAUCACAAUCGGUAUUGAGGCUCAAGUCUCCCUUGAGAUGGGCCAGGAGUUCGAGGUAGGCUCCUGGGCCUGGAUUGUGGAGCGAGUCUUCUUGAUCUUCUACUGCUUCGAAGCGGGUCUUCGUUUGGCGGCAUUCGGUCGCAACAUUUUACUGGAUGUCUGGUUUCUCUCGGACCUUGCGCUCGUUGUCAUUGGCAUUUUAGCGCUCUUCAUCAUGCCUGCCCUCGCAGGCCAAAGCGAUCCCGUGGCGGUUGAGAAGCUGUUGAUUGUGCGUGGUCUCCGUCUCCUUCGCCUGGUCCGAGCUCUGAGGAUGUUUGAUCACUUCAAGAUCAUGUGGCGCCUGGUAUAUGGCCUGCUUACUGCCGGUCAGACGAUUGUAUCCACCACGACGUUGAUGAUGGUUUCGCUCUUCGUAUUCGGCUGCAUUGCUGUGGAGCUCAUCGCAAAAGAUACCUAUCUCCUGGACUACGAGCCUACCCGCGCGAUUGUUCAAAAGAACUUCUUCGGCAUCGACAGGUCGGUGAUGACUCUCGUGCAGUUCAUGACUUUGGACUCCGUGGCUGGCGUCUACUUCCCCUUGAUCGAAAGGCGACCUUACUUGGCGAUGUUUUUCCUGCCUCUCCUUGUCAUCAUCUCGAUUGGACUGAUGAACUUGGUCACAGCAGCAGUGCUUCAGAACGCAAUGGAGCAUGCUGCUGAAGAACAUGAGGAAGAGAAGCAGGACAUGCGCGUCAAGGUCAAAGAUGCGAUCCCUUCUUUGAUGGACUUGUUCCAAGCUCUUGACAAGGAUGGCAAUGGCACCAUCACGCACAAAGAGCUGGAAACUGUGGACAUUGACGUUUUGCCAAGCAAGUUUCUUCAAGCGGUGCAUGCAGAGAAUAUGGUGGAGUUGUUUGAUCUUCUCGACGUGGAAGAGAGUGGGGAGCUAACCCAAACGGCCUUCAUCGAGGGAGUCCUCAGCUUGUGCAUGCUGGACAUGCCUGUGUCUGCUGUUCAAUCACUGAAGCUGCUCCGUAUGAUUCUCGACGCCUCAAAGAGGAUCGAGUUAAAUUUGCAGCGGAUGACGAUGGUUUAG